AUGGAAACCAAAGUAGCGGUUGUUACUGGCAGUAAUAAAGGUAUAGGUUUUGAGAUCGUAAAGGGGUUAUGCCAAAAGUUUAAUGGCACCGUAUAUCUAACUUCUAGAAAUGAGGAAAGAGGAAGAAAAGCAGUACAAAAAUUAGAGGCUUUGGGACUUCGACCAUCAUUCCAUACGUUAGAUGUUACAAAUGAAUCCAGCAUAGAGGAAUUUGCCAAAUAUAUUUCUACACACCAUUCCGGUAUCGAUGUACUCGUAAACAAUGCCGGUAUUUUAGAUUUUGAUAAGCCUUUGCCUACUUACGAAGAAGCUAAGAAGCUAAUUGAUACAAAUUUCUACAGUGUUCUUAAAAUUUCCAAAAUACUGUAUCCAUUGCUUAAAAAUGACGCCCGAAUUGUCAAUUUGAGCAGUGAUUGGGGUUUGUUAUCGAACAUUAGGAAGCAGGCUUGGCUGGACAUUCUUGCUAAGGAUGACCUCACAGUAGACGAAAUAUUGCAGUUUGUUGAUGAUUUUUUGCAGCAUGUCAAAAAUGGUAAAAGUUCAUUUGUGUCCUUCGCAGGUCAUAAUGGUGACUAUAAAGUUUCAAAAGUGGCUCUGUCGGCUCUUACUUUUGUCCAACAGAAACAAUUAAUUGCACAAGGGAAAGAUAUAUCCGUUAAUUGUGUUCACCCAGGCUUUGUUAAAACAGAUAUGACAAAAGGAAUGGGUGAUUUUACUCCAGAGCGUGGAGCUCGGGCCCCCCUGUAUCUAGCACUGGAAGCACCACAGUCUUUAAAAGGCACAUUUGUGUGGCACGAUUGUCAUCAAGUGAACUGGGAUGAUUAAAAAUACAAAGUUAAUGUUGUUUUUAUUCUGUGAUAUAGUGUCACAUACACUUAAACUUUAAUAUAUGUUUUUUUUU
This is a messenger RNA of Melitaea cinxia (Glanville fritillary), 901 nucleotides long. Its product is annotated as carbonyl reductase [NADPH] 3-like. NCBI's taxonomy places the organism in Eukaryota, Metazoa, Arthropoda, Insecta, Lepidoptera, Nymphalidae. The transcript has a single exon. Gene Ontology annotation, molecular function: carbonyl reductase (NADPH) activity. Bases 1 to 825 code for a protein of 274 amino acids. The record is from RefSeq and is a predicted model, not a curated record.